Torulaspora delbrueckii is the source of this 5475-nucleotide messenger RNA. It is a transcript of the gene UBR2, whose product is annotated as putative ubiquitin-protein ligase UBR2. Lineage: Eukaryota; Fungi; Ascomycota; Saccharomycetes; Saccharomycetales; Saccharomycetaceae. The record is from RefSeq and is a predicted model, not a curated record. Bases 1 to 5475 code for a protein of 1824 amino acids. The transcript has a single exon. Gene Ontology annotation, biological process: ubiquitin-dependent protein catabolic process via the N-end rule pathway; protein ubiquitination. Gene Ontology annotation, molecular function: ubiquitin protein ligase activity; zinc ion binding. Gene Ontology annotation, cellular component: cytoplasm; ubiquitin ligase complex.
AUGGACUUGAAUAAAUGCAGGAUUAGCAAUGUUAGAGACUUCUUGGUGCACCUGCCGCGAUUAGCAAGGUAUGAGUACGAUGGGGCAGUGAGUUAUGUGGUUUGGAAAGUCCUGGAUCUUUGCAUGGAACAUGGGGAGCAAGGCGUGGAUUGGACGUCUUUCGCUGAGUUGUUAGAGAGUGAGAGUUGGCUCGAUGGGACUUAUAAACGUGUGUUAAAGGGCUCUUCCUGGAGGGAGAAAGCGGUAAAAAAUGCGAGGAAGGGCAAUCUGCAUGCCGGAACUAUGUGCAAUCGACAGUGUUUCCCUGCAGAGACCGUUUACUACUGUUUCACUUGCACUAUGAAUCCAUUGUACGAGUUGUGUGAGUUCUGUUUUGACAAGGCCAAACACGAGGGCCAUGUUUAUACUGCUAAGAUAGUGGUGAGACCUGAGGGCAGGGUGUGUCAUUGUGGGAACACUUCUGUGUUUAAGGAGCCACACUGUAUUGACCAGUGCCGAAACCCACUAAACACUGUGAAGUCGGAGAACCCUGGGGCGAGCGAGUACGAUGAAAACGUCGUAAAUACUGUGAGUACAUUGAUGGAUUACUUGAUAGAUGUGGCUGUUUACUCAAAUGAGCAAGAUGGAAAGGCUAGCCCGGUCGAAUGCGGCAGACAGAAAGUGGAUGGCAUCGCCAAACCAGAAACGCUUUUAACAGAUUCAAAAGGUGAAAUACCAGAUUCAAGAGGAGAAAGCCAAUGGGCAUUACAAAUAGACGAAGAGGAUUGUCAAAUGCGCUAUAUGGAUUUGGCCGCUAAGAUUAGCAGAAUUCUGAACAAACCGGCGGAGUAUGCAAUAAGCAUAACGGAGAUGCUGGAGAGCGGUUCUCCGUCUGUCACAGUGAUCAAGUCAUCUGAUCGUGCAAAGAUCGAAGCCAUCUCCACAAGGUUCUCCAAUGAGGGAGCUAAGAAUCAUAUCAGAGAGACGAGGGAUACUUUUAAGAGAGAUUUGGUCGAUGAUCUAGUUUACUGGUUCUACGUUCUAAUGAUCAACGAGACAACUUCCUUGCAAACCAAGAAAGCUGUGCGGUUGUCCAUUCUUAAUGCCUGGCAAUCUGGACUAUCAGUGAUAAGGCAUCCAGCUACUGGCCGCAGCCCGUUCAUUGCCAAGAUCAAUCUUCUAGGAGGAUUUUUGGUUUCGUAUGAGCAGAGAGAAAUCUUCCCAUGGUUCAAUCCGUGGCAGUUUACAAAUACUGAAGAUCCGAUGGUGAUGAACGUGAUGUCGAACUAUGAUAAGAGACUUGCCAAUACUAAUGUUCUGAAUAAUGUCUUGCGAUAUCAUCCUUUCCAUGGCUCUAGAUUUCAGUACUUCCUCACAGCAUCACCAGAUUUUCUAUCAAGAUCUGCUAGGUACAGGAUGCUAAAAAUCGUUUGCUCUUUGUUCACAAUAAUGGAUCCAUCAAGGCAGUGCCUUGCGGCUCAGUACCUCGACAUAUAUUUAGCUGUCUUGUACAGCACGGUCGCAUCAGAUAACACUGGUUUCAAAGUAUCUCUGAUGGGGACUCUUUCUCAAUACACAUUUCAAGACCCUGAAACCGCUAACCUCGCCAUAAGACGCGGUUUCAUUCAGCGCAUUUUGCGAUUCGCAUUUAAUCUAAUGGCAUUUACUUCGGAAGAUCUAAUGACAUACCUUCCGAUUCCACUUUACUAUGGCUGCAAGUUACCAAGUGAAAGUAUAAAGAAUAGGAGGACUAUAAUUUGUUUCAAAGAUAUUUGCAUUGUGAUGUCAACGAAUACUAUCCCUCAAACAUUGCUUGAGGAUGAUAAUGUGUUGAUAGCAAUCACUGAAUCGUUCGCUGAAUUUAACAAAAUACUACCACUCAAACGAGAAACGUCAGAGCAUGUGGAAUUCGAGAAUUUUGACUUUUCCUCUUACUACUUCUUCUUUUCAUCCAUAUUAAUAAUGACAGAUGGCUAUGUUCGCAGCGUUUCAUUGAUAUCGGACCUUGAAGCUCGUCGAAAGAUCGUCGUAAAGCUCAUAAACAUCGCAAUGGAGAAGGAGUUCGAGCUACUUAUUCAAUUUCGCCGCUCAACUUCUGCAAGCUCUCUGAAAGAGCCGAGUCAAAGCGACGGAACUGAGCAGCAACUCCCAUUAGUAAAGGAGAAGAUUUGCAAUCACAUUUGUCAAAUAAUAAACUUUCAAGUUGGUGUUGAUACACAGAAUUUUUUCAAUCCCAUGGCAUAUUUGUUCAAAUUUAUUCUUCAGUGGAGUCUAUGUGGUAGAUAUGUCCCAUUGCCGGAGCACUUGAGAAAUUACAUCGAUUUCACAGCGCUUUUUAGUGAUAAGUCCAAGGCACUGUACGUUUCGGAAUCUGCAUUAUCAACGCUAGUCCUUUUGGGCCAAAUCAACGUAGGGUUUUGGGUGCGAAACGGAACCCCGAUUACCCAUCAAGCGCGGAUGUACACAAAGUACAGCAUGCGAGAGUUUACCUAUAUGAGUGAUAUUUUUAACGUACAGUUCAGUAUGGCUACAGCUGAUCCCAAUGAGUUUAUGGUGACAUUUUUGGCAAGAUGGGGGCUCAAACAUUGGGCGAACGGCUUUCCUAUGGGUGAUUAUCCCGACUUUGAAACUACGGUUGCAGUGGUAAACCAAUGCUUUGUUCUUCUAGUGCAAUUAUUGACCGAAACGAAAUCUUUGACAGUUGUAUCAUCGGUCGAUGGGUUCCAAAAGACCUUACGCGCUGAAAUUAUUCAUGCCCUGUGUUUCAGGAACUGUACUUACUCACAGAUCAUGAAUUCGAUUCCGGAACAUAUUACAAAGCAUGCGGCCUUUGACCUAUACUUAGAGGAGUAUACGAACUUCACUCCUCCCUCCGGUCUGACAGAUUGCGGUGUAUAUUCGUUGAAGGCAGAAUACAAAGGCGAAGUUGAUCCCUAUUACGUGGCAAUGUCGCCUAACAAACGAUAUGAGGUAGAGAAGAAUAUCAGGAUGACUAUGGCUGUCAGGGAAAAGAUGGCUUAUGAAGAUACAUUCAUACCCGCCAAGAGAGUUGCCGACGCCCUCAAGUCAACACCAUAUUGCAAUCUGUUUGCUAUUUCAUCCGCUGAUACGUUUGGGACUUUCCUAAAGAACACCUUGGACCAUAUAAAAAAGUUUGAAUGUGAGAGUAUCCUCCCAACUAUAGUCCAUUUGAUUCAUCUUUGCGUUGUGAACAACCUGAACGGCUUCAUGAAGAUAUUUUGGCAUGAAUUUGGGUCUAUGGACGCUGAAUUUUGCUAUUAUCAUAGCAUUGGUUCGGUCUUGUACGACUUCCUGCUCCAUGAUGGCUUCUCUCAGGUUCACGGUAAGAUUCGAGAAAUUUUCAGAUACCUUGGUAAAGCAGCACCCCAUGUGGACGUCAACAGCUUCUUGAGGGAACAGGUUCCAUCUUUCAGCACAGAAGUGUUAUGGUCGUCGAACUCAAUGAAAAAUGGUAAAGAUGGAGAAUUCGAGAGAAAGAAAGCGCUAGCAAAUCUUAGAAAGAAGAAAAUGAUGAAGAAAUUAGCCAAGCAACAACUGCAAUUUAUGGGCAAUCACAGUCUUACAACUAGCGAUGAAGAAAGCUGCAAGGAAUCUUCCGCGGAUUCGGUCUCGAAUCAACAAGUUGGCUGGGAGCUUUGCGAAGAUCCAUGUGUGUUCUGCAAAAUGCCUUCGGCAGAAGACGUUUUUGUCUACUUUUCUUAUCAAGAGGAGAACAUAUGUGAGCAUGAGGAAGAUUUUAUUGAAGGCGCUUACAGCCGUAAGAUCGGCUCGAGUUCAGCUGGUCAACAAUGUCAGCCAUUUUCUGAACACAAGCGAGUAGGAAAGACUCGUCAAGCUCCGGUUCUGAGAACAUGCGGGCAUGGUUCUCACAUCUCAUGCUUGGCGAAUCAUAUGAAAUCAAUUCGAACAAUUCAUAACCAGACAACCAAGAAUGUUCCCUUUGCGUUCGGAUUCGGAUUAAUGUAUUGCCCACUAUGCAACGGGCUUUGUAAUUCCUUUUUACCUCAAUUGCCCAGGACUUACUAUCGAGGUGCGAAUACCACUUGCGAAGGUAAAGGUUCAGCAUUACCUCAUGAGCCAUCUCCUUUACUGCUCUCCACUGCUGUCAAAGCUGCCAGAAUCUUUCAAGACUUGGUCAGAGAGCCAAACAAAGCUGACAACGGACUGGUCGAUGUCAUAAACCGUCUUUUGGCCAAUACAACCCGCAAUGUCGAACUGGCUUCGAGACCAGAAAGUGGUGGUUAUUUGAUGGGCAUUUCCAACCAAAAAUCACUGGCCUUGCAACUUCUAUUGACAUUGAGAGACGUAUUAAAAAAAGAAAACCUCGAUCCAAGCCCCUCGACGGAUGUUUUAUUGAAUUGGGAUAGUUUUGUUUCUGGAAAUGUCGAUUGCGAUCUACUUAUCACCGGAAGUGAACUAGUUGAUUUGCGAGCUGCCGCAGGAAACGAAGAAUCAGAAAUGGAACAAAAUAAGUGGAGGAUUUGCAUCAAAGAAGUUUUGAAGAGAAAGAUUUACCAGGAUAUCUUAGUGCUAGCGAAGGAAAUGAUCAAGCUUGACUUUUAUGAGGACAAGUUAGCGGAUGCCCCGUGGAACGCUGAAGAAAGCCAAAGCAACGGCCCUGAAAAUGAAAAGAGUCUAAUAAUGAACAUGUUCAGAGAAGUUGUGCGUUGCUUGGAUCCCAAGGUGCGAGAAGUAACAAGAUAUGCCUCUUUUGGUAAUUACAUCUAUCAGCUAUUGAUCCAGUCAUUGACAGUCUUUCUCAAGAGAUUAUGUGUCGUAUUCCAUGGGCGCUAUGCUGCAAACGCGACCUGCAAAAUUCCUUCUUCGUAUGCAAGGGCGUUGGAGUAUCUACUUUCUCGUCUUGACUUGGCUCCUAUGGAAGAUUUAGUACGUGACUUUCACCAUGAAGACUUUGCACACGUACUCGACCUAACCAAAAAAAGCUUGUCCACUGAUGGAGCUGAUGGCGUUGCUAACAAAUUGGAUAAUCUAUCCUUUACAUGCGCUGAAGCGAUAAAAUUAAUCGAUCUUCCGGAAUCUUUGUCAGAAUUCUUUUCAUCCGAAGACGACAACAUAAAGCAUCGUGCUUUGAAGGAUGACAUUGCCAUUUGCUUGUUCUGUGGUAAGCGUUGUCAGAUUCAAAGAGCUGUCGCGCUGCACCAUUACGCCAUAGGAGCGUGUACGAAUCAUGUAAUAAACGAGUGUCCAGUGAUUUCAACCUAUGGAGUAUUCCUUCUCAUCAGAAGCAACGCUAUCCAUCUGUCAUACGGCCAAAAGGGCUCCUUCUAUCCCGCUCCAUAUUUACACAAGCAUGGUGAACCGGACGAAGAUUUCAAGUACAAUUCACCCGUUUAUCUAGACAGGUCGAGGUACGAACAUCUAAAGAAUGGGGUCAUCCUUGAAAACAUGAUCCCCCAUAUAGUUUUCAGACUCACUGAUAACAAUUCCGACUUAGGCGGCUGGGAAACUAUGUAA